AUCUUGUUUGGGAUCGCGCCGUGCGCCGUGGCCCUCUCCCAGUCCAGAAGGGACCUGUUCAGGCUGUUCCUCAAGCGGAGCAGCGGCUCCCCGCGGCUGGAGCGAAAGCCUUUGUCCGUCGAGAGGACGAAAGGCUCCGAGAUCUUGUUUGGGAUCGCGCCCGGAGCAGCGGCUCCCCGCGGCCCCAAGGCCAUGGCCCGGGGAGUCCCCGUGCACCACGUCGAAAGGAGAGAGCUGGAUGCUCUUUGCAGAGGUCAGGUCCACCAGGGAGUUUGUUUGGAGGCCACUCCUCUCCGUUUCAAGAGUUUGGAGGAAGCCGAAAAGCCCGAUUUAGGGGAUGAAGAGAGUCCGAACCGACAGCUGGUUUGGCUGGUGUUGGAGGAGAUCCAGGAUCCCAUGAACCUGGGGGCACUGCUGCGCUCCGCGUACUUCUUGGGGGUGGACAGAGUGGUGACAAGCCGGAGGAACAGCUGUCCCUUGACUCCGACAGUGAGCAAAGCUAGCUCUGGAGCUAUGGAAGCCUUCGAUGUCUACAGCACAGAUGAUCUCCGGAGCUUUUUAAAGGCUAAAACUGCAGAAGGCUGGGAAGUUGUGGGAACGGUCAGCAAACCCGAGGAUGUGGAAAAUGUUCCUGUCAUCAGUUGCUCGGAAUUUCGGUGGAAUAAACCCAUUCUUAUAGUAAUAGGUGAGCUGAAUAAGGUCUUGGUGACAGCACUGACCAUGCAGGCAGCGUCGCCGGAGCGCCUGCAGCCUGUGUGCAUGGGCAGCCGUCUGCUGGCACGGAGGCUGCUUGUGCAGGGAUCUUGGCACUCGGGCUACGAGGCUCUGCGCUUUACGCUGUGCGUGCAGGCGUGUUGCACAGGUAAUGAAGGUGACGGACUUUCCCUGGAGACGCAGCUCUUGUGCCAUCGGAUGCUGGCCAUACCCCCUGGCAGAGCGCUUCACCCCGGGAUCGAGUCGCUGAACGUCUCCGUUGCUACUGGUAUUCUCCUGCACUCCAUCUGCAGCCGAAAGCUGAGCGACGGUGAUUGA
Molecule: messenger RNA, 1032 nt
Organism: Tauraco erythrolophus (red-crested turaco)
Lineage: Eukaryota; Metazoa; Chordata; Aves; Musophagiformes; Musophagidae
Source: RefSeq, a predicted model, not a curated record